UCUAUCUCUCUCUGGAAAGCCCUAAUAAACCGUCUUUCAUUCAGAGUUGAGAGUUGAGAGUUGAGAGUUGAGAUUCACACUUUGUUUGUUUGUGUGAAACUGAAAGUGAAAGCGGGGGAAAAAUGUCGAUUAGAGUGCUGAAUCCAAACGCGGAGGUGCUGAAUAAAUCGGCAGCACUCCAUAUGAACAUCAACGCCGCCAAGGGCUUGCAGGAUGUCCUCAAGUCCAACCUCGGCCCCAAAGGCACCAUCAAAAUGCUUGUUGGAGGAGCCGGCGAUAUCAAGCUUACUAAAGAUGGCAACACUCUUUUGAAAGAGAUGCAAAUUCAAAACCCAACAGCAAUCAUGAUUGCAAGGACAGCUGUUGCCCAAGAUGACAUCAGUGGUGAUGGCACGACUUCCACUGUGAUCUUUAUUGGCGAGCUUAUGAAACAAUCAGAACGAUGUAUUGAUGAAGGAAUGCAUCCCCGUGUCUUGGUUGAUGGUUUUGAGAUUGCAAAAAGAGCAACUCUCCAAUUUCUUGAAAAGUUUAAAACCCCUGUUGUUAUGGGUAAUGAGCCUGACAAAGAGAUUCUGAAAAUGGUAGCAAGGACAACACUCAGAACAAAGUUGUAUGAAGCACUUGCAGAUCAAUUGACGGACAUAGUUGUUAAUGCGGUGUUAUGCAUUCGCAAGCCUGAGGAAGCCAUUGAUUUGUUUAUGGUGGAGAUAAUGCACAUGCGGCAUAAAUUUGAUGUAGACACACGCUUGGUUGAGGGUCUUGUCCUUGAUCAUGGCUCUAGACAUCCUGAUAUGAAGCGACGAGCGGAGAAUUGUUACAUCUUGACAUGCAAUGUCUCUUUGGAGUAUGAGAAAAGUGAAGUAAAUGCAGGCUUUUUCUACUCAAAUGCAGAGCAGAGAGAGGCAAUGGUUGCAGCUGAAAGGCGUCAGGUGGACGAAAGAGUUAAUAAAAUCAUUGAACUGAAAAAUAAGGUUUGUUCUGGUAAUGACAAUAACUUUGUUGUCAUUAAUCAAAAGGGAAUUGAUCCCCCAUCACUGGACCUUCUUGCGAGGGCAGGGAUUAUUGCCCUUCGGAGAGCAAAGAGGAGAAAUAUGGAACGAUUGGUUUUAGCCUGUGGAGGAGAGGCUGUGAAUUCUGUAGAUGAUUUAACUCCUGAUUCCCUUGGUUGGGCUGGACUAGUCUAUGAGCAUAUCCUAGGGGAAGAGAAGUAUACCUUUGUUGAAAAUGUGAAGAACCCUUAUUCUUGUACAAUCUUAAUCAAAGGGCCUAACGACCAUACAAUCGCCCAGAUAAAAGAUGCUGUUCGUGAUGGUUUGAGGGCAGUCAAAAAUACUAUUGAAGAUGAAUCUGUUAUCUUAGGUGCUGGAGCUUUUGAAGUUGCUGCCAGACAAUAUCUAAUUAACGAAGUAAAGAAGACUGUUCAAGGGCGUGCUCAACUUGGUGUUGAAGCUUUUGCCAAUGCUCUUCUUGUGGUGCCCAAGACACUUGCUGAGAACUCUGGGCUUGACACUCAAGAUGUGAUCAUUGCUCUUACAGGAGAGCAUGAUCAGGGGAAUAUUGUGGGAUUAAACCAGCACACAGGAGAGCCUAUUGACCCCCAAAUGGAGGGAAUUUUUGAUAACUACUCCGUGAAGCGCCAGAUCAUAAACUCAGGGCCUGUAAUUGCAUCCCAGUUGCUAUUGGUGGAUGAAGUAAUUCGUGCUGGGCGAAACAUGCGGAAACCAAAUUAGCUCGUGAUCUGCUUGAGGAUGCAUGUUUGUCAUGUGGAGGUUUUCUUCAAUGAGUGAGAAUUCUUGAACUAACUUUAUGUAAAAGGGUCUCAUGUUUUGAGGAUCAUUAUCUAGGGAAUCUUCAUAUGCAUCUGAUGGGGAAUUUUGUUUAGUGUGUAUUGUGUUAUAAAUCUUUAUUUCUCUAGUUUCACAGUUUUUAAUGGGUGGCCUGUCCUGAGGAAUGUCUUGUGGGCAUUUACAUCUUUAGAACCUUUCAUCUAAGUUGGCACUUUGGGGGAAAAAGUUAAAACGACAUUCAUGAUUUCAACUUCA
Molecule: messenger RNA, 2042 nt
Organism: Quercus robur (English oak)
Lineage: Eukaryota; Viridiplantae; Streptophyta; Magnoliopsida; Fagales; Fagaceae
Product: T-complex protein 1 subunit zeta 1
Exons: 15
Coding region: 123-1730 (535 amino acids)
Biological process (GO): protein folding
Cellular component (GO): chaperonin-containing T-complex
Molecular function (GO): ATP binding; ATP-dependent protein folding chaperone; ATP hydrolysis activity
Source: RefSeq, a predicted model, not a curated record